Spodoptera frugiperda (fall armyworm) is the source of this 912-nucleotide messenger RNA. RefSeq lists its product as uncharacterized. The record is from RefSeq and is a predicted model, not a curated record. The transcript has a single exon. NCBI's taxonomy places the organism in Eukaryota, Metazoa, Arthropoda, Insecta, Lepidoptera, Noctuidae. The coding region runs from base 1 to 912 and encodes 303 amino acids.
AUGGUGAACGACCUCGAGUCUGCCCUUAAGCAUACCAGGUGCUUGCUUUAUGCGGACGACUUGAAAUUGGUUUGCGGGAUACAAGAGGACCGCGAUGCGCUGUCUAUGCAACGUGAUAUCGAUAGUCUCUUUCAGUGGAGUAUUACAAACAAACUUCACUUCAAUACCGCAAAAUGUUCUGUCAUGUCCUUCAGUCGUGCACAUUGUCCCAAACAUGUUGAAUAUAAUUUGGGCGGUGAACCAAUAGAACGGGUAAACACGGUGCGGGAUUUGGGUGUACUUUUUGAUGCAAGGCUUAACUUUCAUGAUCACAUGAGGGCUCUCGCUGCUGACUCAUACCGCAGACUCGGUUUUGUUAUACGCAACAUGCGAGACUUCAACAAUCCUCUGGCGAUUAAACUCAUUUACAUGGCACACGUUAGAUCCAAGCUUGAAUCAUCAGCAAUCGUCUGGAACCCUUAUGAAAGCACCUACGCCUUGCUUCUGGAGAGAGUUCAGAAAGUAUUUCUAAGAUUCUUUUACAAAAAACGAUUUGGUUACUAUCCCUAUCUAUAUCCAACUAAAUUCUUACUAGGCAUGCUGAAUUUCCAAUCUCUAGAAGUAAGACGUAAUUACAGCCUCCUUAUAUUUGCCUGUCAAGCUCUACGGGGUAAUUCCGACUGCCCGGAAAUAGUGGCGCGGGUGGUAAGACUGUUUGUUCCUGAUGUGCCUAGGUACCAACUAAGGCCCCGCAAUCACUGCUUACUGGCCGUACCCAGCGCCCGCACGGUAUCUCAUGCGCAUUCGCCACUUGUUCGUGCUCUCACUCUGCUAAAUGAUCUUCUGGCAUCAUCACCCGAGUGUGAUAUAUUUGCAUCUAACUGGAAGACUGUUUGUAAACAAUGCAUGCAGUUGUGUGAGAGUAUCCAGUAA